This is a messenger RNA of Cucurbitaria berberidis CBS 394.84, 852 nucleotides long. Its product is annotated as L-cystine transporter-like protein. NCBI's taxonomy places the organism in Eukaryota, Fungi, Ascomycota, Dothideomycetes, Pleosporales, Cucurbitariaceae. The record is from RefSeq and is a predicted model, not a curated record. Gene Ontology annotation, molecular function: L-cystine transmembrane transporter activity. Gene Ontology annotation, biological process: L-cystine transport. Gene Ontology annotation, cellular component: vacuolar membrane; fungal-type vacuole. The transcript is spliced from 4 exons. Bases 1 to 852 code for a protein of 283 amino acids.
AUGACAGACCCUGAGCUCAUCGCUUUCGCGAAAGCAAUAUCCCGCGUAUUGGGCUGGGCCUACUUUCUCUGCUGGAGCGCCUCUUUCUACCCGCAACCUAUUUCAAACUACUUCCGCAAAUCUACUACCGGCCUCGCAAUCGAUUUCCCUACGCUGAACGUACUCGGCUUCGCAUGCUACACCGUUUCCACAUCCUCCUUUCUCUACUCUCCCGCCAUCCGCGAACAAUACGCAUACAGACAUCCUGACGCGCCGGAAACGACCGUUCGGUUCAACGACUUCCUGUUCGCGGCCCAUGGCGCAGUGUUGUGUGUUAUAAUAUAUAGCCAGUUUUUCCCGAGAUUAUGGGGUUUUAGGGUAGGGAAGACGCAGAGGGUUAGUAGACCUGUACUGGGGAUUUGGUGGGGCUGUGUUGUCGUUGUUGCGGUUACAGUCGCGUUGGUGCUAAGGCUGGGAGGAGAUGAUGCAGAAGGAUGGGCGUGGAUUGAUGUAAUCUACGCCCUCGGCUACGUCAAACUCACAACCGUCGUUGUCAAGUACAUCCCCCAGGCAUGGGUCAACUACAAGCGCAAGUCUACUAUUGGCUGGUCCAUCUACCCAAUGCUCCUCGACUUCGCGGGAGGCUGGCUCUCACUAGCGCAACUGGUUAUCGACUCCUCGUUACAAAAUGACUGGAGUGGAGUGACUGGCAAUCCAGUCAAGUUUGGUCUCGGCAACAUCACCAUUGUCUUUGACAUCAUCUUCAUCUUUCAGCAUUACGUGCUGUAUCGACAGCCGAAAAAGCACCUCGAAGACGAGGAGGAGGAUUGCGAAAGCGAAAAUGAACAGCUCCUGUCAGAUCGCCAUGACUAG